This is a messenger RNA of Morone saxatilis (striped sea-bass), 921 nucleotides long. Its product is annotated as olfactory receptor 11A1-like. The record is from RefSeq and is a predicted model, not a curated record. The transcript has a single exon. Gene Ontology annotation, cellular component: membrane. Gene Ontology annotation, molecular function: olfactory receptor activity; G protein-coupled receptor activity. Gene Ontology annotation, biological process: G protein-coupled receptor signaling pathway. Lineage: Eukaryota; Metazoa; Chordata; Actinopteri; Moronidae. The coding region runs from base 1 to 921 and encodes 306 amino acids.
AUGGAUGAUCAAGUAAAUAUAACAUAUAUAACUAUUGAUGGGUAUGUGGAAAUUCACAAAUACAGAUAUCUUUAUUUUGUGAUCAUGUUCACUGCAUAUACAUUAAUAAUCUGCAGUAAUUCUACUAUUGUGUGUCUGAUCUGGAUUAACCAAAACCUCCAUGAGCCUAUGUACAUUUUUAUUGCAGCUCUGUUAAUCAACUCUCUUCUUUACAGCACUGCUUUCUACCCAAAGCUUUUAUUUGAUGUUUUAUCAGAAAAACAGAUCAUAUCAUAUUCAGCCUGUGUGUUUCAAUGGUUUUCAUAUUACUCUCUAGACUGUUCAGAGUUCUUACUGUUGGCAGCCAUGUCUUAUGAUAGGUAUGUAUCUAUAUGUAAACCUCUGCAAUAUGCCACUAUCAUGAAGAAAAGAACAGUCUAUAUUUUGUUGGUUUUAUCUUGGCUUGUGCCUGUUUGUCAGCUUGCAGUGCCAGCUGUACUGAAUGCUAAUAAAAAACUCUGUAACUUUAAUUUCAAAGGAAUAAUUUGUAACAGCACAGUUAACAAACUUCAUUGUGUGAGUUCAAGAGCUCUGAAUAUAUAUGGCUUGAUUGUUUUUUCAAAUGCUGUAGUUCUUCCUGUGCUUUUUAUAUUGUUUACAUAUACAAAGAUCUUUAUAAUAUCCCAUCGAAGUUGUAGAGAAGUCAGGAGAAAAGCUGCACAGACCUGUUUACCACACUUAAUAGUUUUAAUAAAUUUUUCCUGUUUGGCUGCAUAUGAUGUACUUCUACUGCGACUGGAAACUGAUUUUACCCAAACUGUACGUUUAAUAAUGACUUUACAAAAAAUUUCGUAUCAUCCUCUCUUCAAUCCGAUCAUAUAUGGACUGAAAAUGAAAGAAAUCUAUAAACAUCUCAAGAGGUUGUUCUGCAAAAUAGUCUAA